AUGCGUCCUCAAACACAACACACCACCCUCGCCAGUCUGGCAUCAACACUCCUCCUCCUCCCAUCCCUCACGCACGCGAUCAGCCUAGACUGCGCAAACAUCAUCGCCGACAAAAUCAAAUUUGACCUCAGCCCUCUCGGCGGCGUACACGAAAUCACCGAUUUCCAAGAAUUCGACGACUUCUCCACAAACACAACUUACGUGCUGAACAUUUGCAAUACCCUCAAGGGCGCUGCGACGAGGGAGGGUGUUAAAUGCGGGACAUCGCGGAACAUCUGCGGCUUCGAACAUAUACUCUACUCCGACGGACGGUCCGAUCCCUUGAAAGCCCUCCCCAUCGCCGGCUACGAGAACUCGCUUGGCGGCGGAUCCAAAGACGUCGAAAUCAAUCUCUUGAAAUCGCUCGACCCAGAAACGGAGGGGGUCCGGAUCAAGAUCUCGGGCGGCACAAUAACAGAACCGGAAUUGAAGAAGAAAUAUCCCGCGUCAGCUAUAAUUGAUUUUCAAUGUUAUCCUGAUCGAACGGGUUUGGAGGGGCUUAAGAAUGAUGAUGAUUUGGAUCAGGCUAUUGAGUCCAAAUCCCGUCGUGACGACGCUGACGACGAUGACGACAAGCCGAAAGACGGUGAUAAUGAAGGAGAUGAUAAACCUGAACCCAAAACAUCGAGUCUCACAUUCCAAAGUUUCGGUCUCGUCGACGACAAGGAAGGGUUUGUCUUGCGUCUAGACUGGAAAACGCAAUAUGCAUGUGAGGACUAUAAACGAGAGAAUCCCGGUUCUGGGGGUGGAAAUGGUAGUGGUGGUGGUCAUUGGGGAUUCUUUACGUGGUUGAUUAUAAUUCUCUUCCUCUGCACCGCAGCGUACCUCAUCUUCGGCUCCUGGCUCAACUACAACCGGUACGGCGCCCGAGGCUGGGACUUGCUCCCUCACGCCGACACGAUCCGAGACGUUCCCUAUCUUUUCAAUGAUUGGCUGCGUCGAGUGAUUAAUACAUUACAAGGCUCUGGGGGCUCGAGGGGGGGCUAUGCCGCUGUAUAA
Molecule: messenger RNA, 1038 nt
Organism: Talaromyces amestolkiae
Lineage: Eukaryota; Fungi; Ascomycota; Eurotiomycetes; Eurotiales; Trichocomaceae
Exons: 3
Coding region: 1-1038 (345 amino acids)
Source: RefSeq, a predicted model, not a curated record